AUGUCCUUUGACGAGGACAUCACGCCGCUACUGCAAUACCUCUGGCGUAACGAUCUCGUAUCUGCCGACGCCCGGAUCGGGCUUGUUGAGUUUGGCUCCGAAGCCUACCACGCCGGCAACAACGUAACCUUCAGCGCCGGGGAUUUCAGAUUGGACGUCUGGCCCGGGCCUCCUGUCAAGUUAGAACUGGACCCGGUGGCAGACAACUGCGACCCUCCCCAGAGCCCCGGGGGGCCGCAGUCGCCGGAGGAAGGAAUCGGCGUCCGGGCUCUACAGACUUCGUUGGGGGGCAUGUUGCACUAUGACAAAAUUCUCCGCGUGUGA
Messenger RNA from Diaporthe batatas, 324 nucleotides. RefSeq lists its product as uncharacterized. Bases 1 to 324 code for a protein of 107 amino acids. Gene Ontology annotation, molecular function: hydrolase activity, hydrolyzing O-glycosyl compounds. NCBI's taxonomy places the organism in Eukaryota, Fungi, Ascomycota, Sordariomycetes, Diaporthales, Diaporthaceae. The record is from RefSeq and is a predicted model, not a curated record. The transcript has 2 exons.